GAUGCCUAUUUUCCGUUUCCACUUUGCUUCACCUUCUUCGGGUUAGGAGAACGGCUUCAACUGCGAACCUUGGCACAUCGCUGGCGUCAAGAGCUUGAGGCCAGCCGUUGCGACGCCGAAAGUUACGGCUUCACGGCGUUGGGCCGUGCAGCAGAGAAGGGACUGAGCGCAUUGUGCUGGCGGCUACUGCGUAUGGGCGCAGAUGUCAAUGCUCCUAGCAGACAGGAUGACUUGACGCCACUGAUGUGCGCUGUCUUUGGUGGCCAACUGGAGACCUUGGAUAUCUUGCUGCGCAGCAGGGCAGAUGUCAACCAGCAGAACAAUACCAAAUGCACAGCCUUGAUGCUCGCGGCUGAUUUGGGACACCAAUGCUUACUUCGUCGCUUGCUGUUUGCAAAGGCUGAUGUAACUUUGCAGGCUGGGGAUUCCACAACGGCACUGACAUCGGCAGCCCAGAAGGGACAUUUCGAGGUGGUGGAAGAACUUCUUCAGCUCGGCCAGGAGAAAUCGUCCCUGGCCGAUGCUCUAUGGUGGGCGGCCGAAUAUGGCCAUGCUUGCAUCGUAGAGCGCCUCUUUCACUACAAUGUGGAUCUCAACUUGGUUGGCGAGGAUGGUUCAGGUUCAGCUGGUGGAAAGGCCUUGCGCAUAGCUGCUCACAAGAAUAAGGGUGAUGUGAUCCAAGCUCUUCUCCUUGGACGUGCAGACGUCAACGCAACCUCUGCCAAUGGUUUCGGUGCACUGGCCGUAGCAUGCCAGUACGGCUCAGACCGUGUCGCGCACAACUUGUUGGCGAGUUUAGCUGAUGUGAAUGCACGGGCGCUGAAUGGACGCACGCCCUUGAUGAUUGCCUGUACCUUCGGUCAUUGCAUGGUUGUGGAGGAGCUGCUCCGCUUUCUUGCGGAUGUGCAUAUGAGGGAUCGUGAGCAGAACACUCCACUGUUGCUGGCUGCCCAAUCUGGACACACGCGGAUCAUUGAAGCUUUGCUACGGCGGAAUGCCGAGGUGAAUGCAAUGGGGCAGUGUGGGUGGACAGCCCUGAACUUAGCGGCCAGCUUUGGACACCUUGUGGCCGUUCGUUCACUGCUGCUGAGCCGUGCCGAUGUCCAGAUUUGCGACGAGGCGCAGGAGACUCCU
Cladocopium goreaui is the source of this 1134-nucleotide messenger RNA. The record is from the annotation of a GenBank genome assembly. Lineage: Eukaryota; Dinophyceae; Suessiales; Symbiodiniaceae.